Molecule: messenger RNA, 1128 nt
Organism: Linum tenue
Lineage: Eukaryota; Viridiplantae; Streptophyta; Magnoliopsida; Malpighiales; Linaceae
Source: the annotation of a GenBank genome assembly
GAGAGAUUACCCGUCUCUCAUCACCUGCCUCCUCCUCGCGCCGCGCGUUCCCCUCGUGGCUGUGCUUCCUGUACGAAGCUCCGCUGCAAGUUCUGCUUCCGUUGGCGCUCUCAGUCGUUUCCUUCUUAAAGUGAAACUGCAAAAGCUGACUUGAACCCUUUCUCUGAGAAGCCAGAAGUCACAGCGGAAGGGAUGACGUCGAAUAUAAUACUCUUCGAGGACAUUUUUGUUGUUGACGAGAUCAACCCAGAUGGUAAAAAAUUUUAUAAAGCUUGUCGGAUCGUAGCACGUAGCCAAAACUGUGACAUGUCCAUGCAACUCGAUAUCAACAACGAAAUAUAUCCCAUGAAUGUGAAUGACAAAUUUACGAUGGCAUUGGCAUCUACGCUGAAUUACGAUGGGACACCUGACACUGGCUAUUACAAUGCAGCGAAAAGGAAAAACCUUGCGGACAAAUAUGAAUAUGUCAUGCACGGGAAGCUAUACAAGCUAUCAGAGGAAGGUUCAGGAAGAUCGAUUACAGCGGAAUUAUAUGCUUCCUUUGGCGGGCUUCUGAUGUGUCUCAAAGGGGAUCCUUCUCAUGUAGCUCACUUUGAACUUGACCAGAGAGUGUUCCUUCUGAUAAGGAAGAUCAACAAGUGAUAGCAGUAUCCAUAUGAUGAAGCGACUUGUUAUCAGACGAACAUGCAUUUGUCUGAUAAUUAUGAUACUUGAGAGAUCGGCCAUGGGUAUUUAAGUAGAGUGGGCUACUUUGAAGUUUGGCGGUUUAUCUUUAUAACUCGAUUUCUUCUUCAGCUAAUGGUACUAGUGCCUUUUAUGUUUUCCCCCCUGUAAACAUUGAACCGAAGGGCGUCUUAACCUAUUAUAUUAAGCAAAUGGGUCUCACAUAUUCCGUCAAGGCUAUACAAGAACCAAUGUGAACUACGAUUCUGCAUAUCGAUGAUAUGAUAACCAAAUGGCGAGCCAUGUCCUUGAUGGGCAGGGUAGUUUGCUGUGGAGUUGUUGUCUCUGUAAACAUGGGUAAGAACUAAGAAGUACUUCCCAUUUGAAUAUGAGCGUGAUCUACCUGUUGGAAGAGAGAUUUCUGUCUAUUGAACUAGUUUCUUGAAUCCCAUCUUACAAACUAGU